AUCCGACAGCAGCAAACGUCGUCGACCAAGCAUCGCAACUUGUCUCCGCGUACACCGACGUGAUGAACAGCACGAGCGACGAUUACCUCCGCGAGGUCGCGCAGGCGCUGCGGCGUGGCGUCGAGAUCAAGAACCGGCGCGUGAACCUACGCACGUACGACCUCUGCUUCGUCGGGUCCGAGGCCGUGACGUGGCUCGUUGAGCAUGGGUACGCGCCAUCGCGCGAGGCCGCCGUCGAGCUCGGCCGCAACCUCGUCUGCGGCGGCCUCAUGAACCACGUGGCGGAUAGCGAGCAUUUCCAGGACAAGACGCUCUUUUACCGCUUCUUUGAAGACGAGGUCGGCGGGCCGCGCGAGCCGCCGCUCUCGCUUGCGCGGUCGUUUGCGUCCGGCUCGCAGCGCGCCAAGAGCAUCGAGAAGGCCGUGCGCAACCACAUUGGCAAGCUCACGGGCCGUCCGCACUCGACAGUGACAGAACAGCCCGUGCGCACGCUGCGUCUCAAGAAGAACGGGUUUUGCCCGAUCCGGUCGCUGCUGACCGUCGCGCCCAGCACGACGUUUGGCUUUAGCGACGUGUGCUCGUUCUACUUUCCGCCGCACACGGUGCACAACUCGAUCGCGCUCACUGUGCCCAUCGUGGAGCAGAUGAAGGAGGCGUUCUCGACGCUGGACAUGCGCGCGCGGGAGAACGCAGUCUUUGGCCUCCGCAAGCAAGUGCUCAAAGCCGCCGACUCGAGCGAUAAGAACUGGAUGUACAUCAAGAACGUCACGGGCCACCACGGCAACGACGUCCGCGUCUUUCAUCGCAACGCUGUCGGCGGCUUCCAGACGUUUUUGACGGUCGGCGCGAUCCACGUCCCUCCGGCCACGUUUGCCAAGCAUUUUUUGGACCACCAAGAACGCCGCAAGAUGGAGGCGUUCUACGAAGCCGGCUUUACCGUCGAGGACCUCCUCAUGGCCCACACGCACGAGAUGAAGCUCGAGAAGAACAUCCACCAGCCUUUCUCGAGCGCCGUUGCGCCGUGGGUCGACGACGACCGCAUCCAGCUCUCCAUGUCGGACGACAUGGGCUGCGUCGCGUCGCACGCCAUGACUGCCGAGCGAUUCCCUGCCAAUAGCAGCGGCGCGUCAUCGGAGGAGCAUCUCAUUCGCGGCGGCGCGCAGCGCAUCUUGUACCGGACGAUGACGAGCGUCUCGCGGGUCGUGACGCAGCGCGACUUUGUGACGUUCCAGGACUGCUUUGCGAUGGAGAACGGCGGCCACGUGGUCUACGAGAUCUCGGUGCACCACAAGGACAUUCCGCCGUCGCUGCCGAACUAUACCCGCGGUGAGAUUUUGUGCCUCGCGCACAUUGCCGAGCCGAUUCCGGGGAACCCGUCCGCGUGCAUGCUCACGGUCGUGACACAAGUCGGCUUCAAGGGCAAGAUGCCGGCGUUCGUGUCGCAGAUGAUUUUCGACAAGCUCAUCACGCGCAGCUUCGAGUCCGAGAUGUGCACCAAGGUGCUCGACUGCACGGACGUGGUCGACGGCGCGCUUAAGGACAUCCCGUAUGACUUUACGAAUCCAUCCCACGCAGAUGAUGACGACGACGAGUCACGCGCCGGCCUCGUUGACUUUGAAGUGCUCGCCGUGCUCGGCCGAGGUGGCUUUGGCAAAGUCAUGCAAGUUCGGCACCGCAAGACGCGCAAGGUCCAUGCGAUGAAAAUCCUCAAGAAAGAAAACCUCGUCCACGACAUUCAAAUCGAGCGCACGCGCACGGAGCGCAGCAUCCUCGCGGCCGUCGAGCAUCCGUUCAUCGUCGGUCUCUCGUACGCCUUCCAGACGUCCAAAAAGCUCUUUAUGGUCAUGGACUUUGUCCAAGGCGGCGACAUGUACGCGCAUCUGCGCAAGUUUGGCGCCAUGUCGGAGGCCCGCGCGCGCCUCUACAUUGCCGAGAUUGCGCUGGCGAUUUCGCAUUUGCAUGCGCUGGACAUUGUGUACCGCGACCUCAAGCCCGAAAACAUCUUGCUGGACGCGGACGGGCACAUCAAGAUCACGGACUUUGGUCUGUCGCACUUUUUAGACCCGCCUGAGUACGACGAGGAGCGCGACGAGCAGACUCAGCAUCACUGCGAACGGACCAACUCGCUCUGCCAGGUGACGCACUCGUUCUGCGGCACCGAGUCGUACAUGGCGCCGGAGAUGCUCUUGCACCUGGGCCAUGGCAAGCCCAUCGACUGGUGGUGCCUCGGCGUCGUCGCCUGCGAAAUGAUGACGGGCGUCCAUCCGUUCCAAGCCGAGUCGCAAAUGCGGCAGCUGCACAACGUCGUCAAUGCAGACCCCGUGCUCCCGAGCACCUUGUCACCAGAAGCGACGUCGCUCAUCUUUGGCUUGCUGGUCAAGCAGCCCAAGUACCGCCUCGGUGCAUAUGGCGGGAAAUUCGAGAGCAUCAAGUCGCACCCGUUCUUUGCCGGGCUCGACUGGGACAAGCUCGCGGCCAAGGAGUAUACGAUGGAGUACAUGCCGCACAUUGCCAGCGACGACGACGUGAGCAACUUUCUGGACCACUACACCAAGGAGUCGGUGACGGACAGUUGCGCCAGCACGUUGGAGCACUCGGCGCCGUCGAUUGCGUCGGACGCGUCGCAGCUCUCGUCAUGGGGUGCCUCCACCGACAGCAGCACAGCCGCGCGCUUCUCGGGCUUCUCGUUCGUCGCUGCCACGACCUGCAACGAGGCUGGGUUUUAGCGAUCUUCCCGCGCUUUUUUAAUUAACUUAAUGGCGUGUCGC
Messenger RNA from Saprolegnia parasitica CBS 223.65, 2768 nucleotides. Its product is annotated as AGC protein kinase. The coding region runs from base 63 to 2726 and encodes 887 amino acids. Gene Ontology annotation, molecular function: protein serine/threonine kinase activity; lipid binding; ATP binding. NCBI's taxonomy places the organism in Eukaryota, Oomycota, Saprolegniomycetes, Saprolegniales, Saprolegniaceae. Gene Ontology annotation, biological process: protein phosphorylation; intracellular signal transduction. The transcript is spliced from 9 exons. The record is from RefSeq and is a predicted model, not a curated record.